AUGGCGAAUUCAAUGUCAGACCCGUUAAAAUUAGUGAAACUGGAGAGAGAUAGUAUCAGUAACUUACCAGACUCUUUGCUUCACCAUAUCCUCACGUUUCUUCAAACUAGAGAAGCCGUUGCCACAAGCCUCUUGUCCAAGAGAUGGAGACCACUUUGGCUUUCAAUGCCCACUUUUGAUUUUGAUUGUAGAAACUUUCAUAGUCUUGACUCGUUCACUCAGUUUGUAGACGCAGUCUUGUCAAUGACUGAUUCGAAGACUACUAUAGAAAAGUUCAGGCUCAGAUGUGAGAGCUGCUAUCAAUGGGUUAGAGAAGGAGUCAAGUACUAUAACAUGCUUCCCAAUACUAAGAUUAAUAUUUGGAUUAACACAGCGCUAAAUCGCAGAGUUGAUCAUCUUGAACUACGUUUUAGCAGUUGGGAUAAGUUCAUUGACUUGCCCCCAAGAACUUUUAAUUGCAGUACCAUUAGGGUUUUAAAGUUGCAUGGGGUUAAAGUGGAUAAUCCUUAUUCUAUCAAUUUGCCUUUGCUUAAAGUCAUGCAUAUGUUGGAAGUUGAAAUUUCAAAUUUUGAAUUCUUGACAAAUCUCCUUUCAAGUUGUGCUCUUCUUGAAGAAUUGGUAUUAGAUUUUUUUAUAAAUGACGAGGACGAUGUUGAUGUUGAUGAUGAUGUGCCGUUAUUAAAUGUUGACAAGCUUGAACAUCUGGUUUCGGCAAAUAUUCCUUCCCAUCUGUUUACGUGGAAGGCAUUUACUAAUGUGACCUUUCUUUCAUUAAUGACGUAUACAGCGUCUGGCAAUGAUUAUUUUCCAAGAUUUGACCAUUUAACCCACUUGGAAUUUGAAUGUCUUUAUGAUGAAGACUUGAAUUGGAUAGUGGAAGUCCUACCUAACUGCCCCAAACUUGAAAUUCUUGAUAUUGAUGAGAUUGAAGUUAAUCCCAAAAGGCUUGGAAGGAUAAUGGAACCAAUAGUGAAGGUUCCUCAAUGUAUUUCAUCACAGCUAAAGGAAUUCAUUCUUGGUGCAUACGAUGGCUCUGAAUGUGAGUUUGAAUUUGUAAGAUUUAUUAUGAAGAAUGCAAGAGUUUUGAGAACAAUCUCAAUUUUCAGUUGCAGUUCUGAAGAUAAGAAGUAUGAUCAAAUGCUCAAAAGAUUAUCCUCGUGCCCUAGAGGUUCUGAGAAUUGCAGACUUUUGUUUGAUGAAGUCUCCUUAGAUGCAAGUGUUUGA
Prosopis cineraria is the source of this 1224-nucleotide messenger RNA. RefSeq names its product F-box/FBD/LRR-repeat protein At5g56420-like. Gene Ontology annotation, molecular function: protein binding. The record is from RefSeq and is a predicted model, not a curated record. The coding region runs from base 1 to 1224 and encodes 407 amino acids. NCBI's taxonomy places the organism in Eukaryota, Viridiplantae, Streptophyta, Magnoliopsida, Fabales, Fabaceae. The transcript has 3 exons.